Homalodisca vitripennis (glassy-winged sharpshooter) is the source of this 2237-nucleotide messenger RNA. RefSeq names its product nuclear receptor-binding factor 2-like. Gene Ontology annotation, biological process: autophagy. The transcript has 4 exons. The record is from RefSeq and is a predicted model, not a curated record. The coding region runs from base 308 to 1006 and encodes 232 amino acids. Lineage: Eukaryota; Metazoa; Arthropoda; Insecta; Hemiptera; Cicadellidae.
UAUUCGCAUCCGGGGAGUGGAGUGGAGAUAUAAUUGUGUUUAGUGUUUGUUUGUGUUCGUGUUUUUGUAGUUGUGAGGAAGGUCAUGGACUUGUUUGUUGAUGUUGUGGAUGCAUUGAGUCUAUUUUAUUAGAAUCUGCGUAAUUCUAAGUAAAGUUUUAAGAAGUGUGUAUAGACUACGGCGUAGAUUCUUUCGAUUGCCCUCAAGAAGAUUAGCUCAUAUAAAAUUGACUUUACUUUUAGAACAAAAGUGAGGAAAUAUUGAGUAGUUAUUUCACUUCUAUGUUUAUAAUACACGUUCUUUCGUAAUGGAAAAUUCACCACUUCUAUUGGCACAUCAAAACGACAGAAAAGCGGACAACCACAUUCAGUAUAAAAGGUUUGAUGAAGCGCUGACGUGUCACAAAGCUGCAGCAGAGCUGCUGCUUCAUGCUAUGCAACUGACGUCUGUGACCAAAGCUGUCGAAGCUUUGCGUCUGCAGUAUGACUAUCAUAAAAGACAAGAAGAUAUUGUGCAGGUGAAGAAAGUCCAGUUUGAAAUAAAAAAGAAAAUUAUGGAAUAUCGAAACCGCAGAACAAUGCAAAAAAAGACAACUCAAAAGGAGAAGAAGGAUAAGGACUUGCAAUGGGCCAUAUUCAAGACCAUGGAGGAGGCUGACUCCCUGUUGGGGUUGCUGCUGCCAAAGGAGGCACCAGAAGCAGAGGUGGCCACUGUGCCCGGAUUCAAGCGACCCAAAGACGAACAAACUGUCAUUGAGGAGCUGUACACACUAAACACGCAGUUGAGGAUAUUCAUCACGCAGCUGUUGACAAAACUGGAGACAGCUGAGCGGCAGUUGGAGGUGGCCAAGAUUCGGCUGGAAGUGUACGAGAACGCACCGCCGAAGAUCAUCGAUUUGCCACCCCUCGACAUGUCAGUCAGUGAGUCUCUGGAGGCUUCAAAGUACGAAUUUCCUGCCCCCACUUCCAAAGAGGAGGAGCCCAAUACAGGCCAGGGUGAGAACUAGGCCUUGAGUAUUUUGUCACAAUGAGAGUAAAGUCUUGAUUAGUUUAGGUUAAUUUUUUUCAAAAGUUGUAGAUGAAGGAAAGUUCUUUAGCUCCAAUUUUGUGAUGCAAAUUUAAUGGGACGAUUAGACGACUUUUUUCGCUUAAAAAAUCUAGAUUUUUCUAGUUCUUAGGAACAGGAUAAUACAAGAAGCAGGAGUUUAACUCCAAGAAUUUCAGUUUGAUCUGCAGUUGAAAUGCUUAAGUUGAAAGAAACGUCACUGUUACAAUCACUAUGUAUUUUAUAAAAAUAUUUUUGAAAUUUCUAUAAAAUCAAACAGAACAACAGCUAUUAAAGAUCAACAUUGUUGUGCAACAAUGGCAGGCAUAAUUUGUCAGUAACCAAGUAUUUUUACCUCACAAAUAUGUAUUUUACAGUAUGCAUUAAAAUAUUUUACAGUGUCAUAUUACAGUUGGGAGGAAGCCCAAAAUGUCCAUAAAACUGCUAUAGAUGCUACCAGAUUGAUUAAUAAAUAUAAUAUAACCUUUCAGAAAAUCUACGUACCUGAUAUUAAUUUACACUGAUUCAAGCAUCUUAAAUCAAAGCAAUGCUGUAUGUUUUUGAAAAUUUUUGUGUAAAAUUCACCACCAAUUUUAAUUAUUUUACAUUAAAAGAUUACUAGUUUGACAGAGAACAUUAUGUUUAUAUAUCCUUUGUUCUUUCUAUUCUGUUAUUAUUGGUAAAUUAAGAUUUGACGUAGAAAAAACCAAUAGCAAGACUUAUUAAGUAAUUAUUUUUAAGAUGUAUUUUGCUGUACUCAUUUAACACAAUUAUUUGUUAGCAAAAAUGGACAAUUUAUAUAGUUCUUUUCUAUAAAUAAAGAAUAAUACGUGUAAGUGAGUCACCUCGAAUAUUUUAAUGUAUGGGAAAAGUUUUUUGCUAUACCUAGAAAUUGUAAUUAGGUUCAGUGAGUUUAUUUCCAGCAUUCUAAAUUUGAAGUAAAAUUUCCUAUUUGUCGGAAGUACUCAGCCAUUCUUUUUUGGAAUUGAUUAAAAUUAACCGAUGAUUACAUCAUCAAUGUCAGUUUCUUGGAAAUCUGAUAAGAUUGUCACAAAACACAUGGUUGUAAAUUCAUUGUGGAUAAUUCAGGAUCGUUUUUAAUUACUAAAAAUUAAGUUUAUAGCCUACCAUGAAACAAUCCAAUGAACAUAAAUGUCUUAUUAUAAGCAUGUUUCGAAGGUCCUGCACAGGAA